Molecule: messenger RNA, 1582 nt
Organism: Raphanus sativus (radish)
Lineage: Eukaryota; Viridiplantae; Streptophyta; Magnoliopsida; Brassicales; Brassicaceae
Product: UPF0481 protein At3g47200-like
Exons: 3
Coding region: 135-1388 (417 amino acids)
Source: RefSeq, a predicted model, not a curated record
GUAAGCUGCGAAAUAAGCUUGAUACAUUAGACUAGUUUAUUUUUGUAUUUUGAAAACAUUGGAUUAGUUUUGCAAAUAACAGAAACAGAAAUCAAUUUCGAGUGAGUGAAACUCGAAGAAUUCAGCUGAGAAAGAUGCAUCCAGGGAUGUGGCGGUAUCCUAGAAAUCCCGACCUCUGCUGUAUCUACAGAGUCCCAAACCGUAUACGUGAAGUAAAUCCAGAAGCCUACACGCCUCAGUUAGUCCUUAUUGGACCUCUCCACCAUUCAUUAAAAUCUCAAGCUCUCAAUGCUCUUGAUCGUGGAGAGGAUAUUACAUACACAAAGUCAAUGGGUUACUUAAACAUGGAACAGCAUAAGAAGACUUACUUAGCAGAAUUCGCAGCAAGGGUUGAAGGGGAAAAGACCAUCGAUAGAUUCAGAAGAAUCAUUAAAGAAGAGGAAGAGGCAAUCAGGGCAUGCUAUUCAGAAUCAACGGCAUGGAUUCGAUCUCCAGAGUUCGUGGAGAUGGUCCUGCACGACUCUGUUUUCAUAAUAGAGUUCCUACUGAGGUAUUUGGGAGGAGCAGAGAAGAAAGAAGAUCCUCUCGGUCUAUGUCUUGGAGACACAGUCUAUCAUGAUCUCAUCUUGCUCGAAAACCAACUUCCUUACUUCAUCCUUGAGGAACUCUUCGAUCCAAUCGUUCCAAGAAUCUGCCGGCUCCAAACAUUCCGGGAAGUAGUCAUCUGGUUAUUCGACUUCAAAGGUAAAAUCGGAACGGAUUCCAAAUUUAGACAUUUCACUGAUCUUUUCAGGUGUGUUCGUGUGGAGACACUUCCUGAGUAUGUUGGAGAUUCCAAACCCAUAGAACAUAUGUAUAAUGCAAGUAAGCUAGAAAUUGGAGGAAUAAAUUUCAAGGCCGUAGGAGAGAAGUUCUCGUUGAAUGUGAGAUUCGAGAAUGGUUGUUUAGAGAUGUCUCAUCUUAUGGUUAUGGACACACUUGAGAAUGAACUGAGAAACAUAAUGGCUCUUGAGCAAUGCCAUUAUGUUUUCAAUGCUCACGUAUGUAACUACGUCUUAUUCCUAGAUUACCUCAUUGACACUGAUAAAGACGUUGACUUGCUUGUCGAGAAAGGAAUCAUACAAAACUGGAUGGGGCAACCCGCAUUAGUCUCCCAGAUGGUGAACAAGCUCAGCGUGGGCAUCUUACACUAUAAACCUUACUAUUCUAAAACAGUGGCUGAAGUCAACGAGUACUAUAGAAACCCGGUGAAUAGGUCAAAGGCCGUCCUCAAGCGUGUGUAUUUUGGUAACCUGUGGACAGGAACAGCCACCAUCGCCGCUACAUUUCUAUUGGUGAUGACACUUAUCCAGACUGUGGCAUCGAUCAUUCAGGUUAAGCAGAACUAAUCUCUAUCUUUAUCUCUCUCUCUAGUUCGUUUUCGGUUUCCAACAUGGUCGUGGGUACUAGUACGUUAUUUUUAUAUUCUUCUGUCUUUUGUAGCUCUCUUUUAUGAUAAUCUGUAUCCUGAAGCUAUUAUUAAAGUAGUCAAACACACAAGUUGUAAUUUAUAAAACUGUUCUUCGGUUUAUUAUCUUUCUUA